Messenger RNA from Globicephala melas (long-finned pilot whale), 3467 nucleotides. It is a transcript of the gene PRNP, whose product is annotated as prion protein (Kanno blood group). Gene Ontology annotation, cellular component: membrane. The record is from RefSeq and is a predicted model, not a curated record. Lineage: Eukaryota; Metazoa; Chordata; Mammalia; Artiodactyla; Delphinidae. Gene Ontology annotation, biological process: protein homooligomerization.
UGCUUGGCAGGGCUGAGCCUCUGCGCGUAAACCCCGGGCGCGUGCAGCCGCCUCCGGGCCCCGCCCCCGCGUCUCUUCCUCUGCCCGGCGCUGACGCCGGCCCUCGCCGCCAGUCGUUGACAGCCGCCGAGUUGCGAGCUUCUUCUCUCCCGCAGAGGCAGGCUUUGCUUUUCGCCGUCUCGACUGUCCCUGUGGAAGGAGAGAACUCGGCCGUCGGGGGGACUCCGAGAGCGGGGAUCAGGGCCGGGCAGCGCCCCUCGGAGAACCACAUUCCUCCGCUGGGACUCCUGAAUAUAUUUGAAAACUGAACAGUUUCAGCCAAGCCGAAGCAUUCUGUCUUCCCAGGGACACAAAUCCAACUUAGCUGAGCCAAAGCAGAUGACACAAUUUUGGAUGAUUUUCCUGGAUUUUCCAGAUAGAAAAUCAUACCUGGGACUUCCCUGGUGGUGCAGUGGUUAAGAAUCUGUCUGCCAGUGCAGGGGACACGGGUUCGAGCCCUGGUCCAGGAAGCUCCCACAUGCCGCGGAGCAACUAAGCCCGUGCACCACAACUACUGAGCCUGAGCUCUAGAACCUGCAAGCCACAACUACUGAAGCCCGUGUGCCACAGCUACUGAAGCCUGCACACCUAGAGUCCGUGCUCCGCAGCAAGAGAAGCCACCGCAAUGAGAAGCCCACACACCGCAACGAAGAAUAGCCCCUGCUUGCCACAACUAGAGAAAGCCCGCACACAGCAACAAAGACCCAACGCAACCAAAAAUAAAAUAAAUAAAUUUAAAAAAAAAAAGAAAAGGGCUUCCCUGGUGGCGCAGUGGUUGAGAGUCCGCCUGCCGAUGCAGGGGACACGGGAUCGUGCCCCGGUCCAGGAAGAUCCCACAUGCCGCGGAGCGGCUGGGCCCGUGAGCCAUGGCCGCAGAGCCUGCGCGUCCGGAGCCUGUGCUCCGCAACGGGAGAGGCCACAACAGUGAGAGGCCCGCGUACGGCAAAAAAAAAAAAAAAGAAAAAGAAAAUCAUACCUGGCUAGAACCUCCAUAACAGUCUAAAAUAGCAGCAAUUGCUUGCAUUCUUGUCUUGUUCAUUAUAUUAAGGAGAAUGCCUUUCCUCUUUCAGUUAAGAUAAGUCAUCAUGGUGAAAAGCCACAUAGCCAAUUGGAUCCUGGUUCUCUUUGUGGCCACGUGGAGUGACAUGGGCUUCUGCAAGAAGCGACCAAAGCCUGGAGGAGGAUGGAACACUGGGGGGAGCCGAUACCCAGGACAGGGCAGUCCUGGAGGCAACCGCUAUCCACCCCAGGGAGGGGGAGGCUGGGGUCAGCCCCACGGUGGUGGCUGGGGACAGCCCCACGGUGGUGGCUGGGGUCAGCCCCACGGUGGUGGCUGGGGACAGCCCCAUGGUGGUGGAGGCUGGGGUCAAGGUGGUGGUACCCAUAAUCAGUGGAAGCCCAGUAAGCCAAAAACCAACAUGAAGCAUGUGGCAGGAGCUGCUGCAGCUGGGGCGGUGGUAGGGGGCCUUGGUGGCUACAUGCUGGGGAGUGCCAUGAGCAGGCCCCUUAUACAUUUUGGCAGUGACUAUGAGGACCGUUACUAUCGUGAAAACAUGUACCGUUACCCCAACCAGGUAUACUACAGGCCAGUGGAUCAGUAUAACAACCAGAACAGCUUCGUGCAUGACUGUGUCAACAUCACAGUCAAGCAGCACACGGUCACUACCACCACCACCAAGGGGGAAAACUUCACUGAGACGGACAUCAAGAUGAUGGAGCGUGUGGUGGAGCAGAUGUGCAUCACCCAGUACCAGAGAGAAUACGAGGCUUAUUACCAAAGAGGGGCAAGUGUGAUCCUUUUCUCCUCCCCUCCUGUGAUCCUCCUCAUCUCUUUCCUCAUUUUCCUCAUAGUGGGAUGAGGAAGGCCUUCCUGUUUUCAUCAUCUUAAUCUUCACCAGGUUGGGGGAGGGGGUAUCUACCUGCAGCCCUUUAGUGGUGGUGUCUCAUUCUUGCUUCUCUGUUCGUCACCUGUAGGUUAAUACCCUUAGCACUUACAGCACUGGGAAAUGGAAAGUAGAUCUGAAAUGCUAUUUAUUCAAGCCCCAUUUGAUUUAAUCCUUCAUAGGCCAACGCUAGUGCUGAGCUGGUAAAAGUGUAACAGCAAAUAAUCAUUGGUUGAUCUAGGCUUAUUUUUUGUCUAGUGCAACAGAUUGAGGCUAAAACAAUUCUCAAAGCAGUCUUCAAAUACCUUUGCCUAAAUACCUCCAGCUCCUUCUCCAGCUAGAGCUCAGUACACUAAUGCCCCAUCUUAGCAGUGAUUUUAUAGCAAUUUCCUCAUUUGUUUUAAGAAAACCUGACUGCAUUUCCCUGUUCAGACAGCAUUUCUGCCAAAUCUGGAAGGAGGCUGCAUAAUAUUCAUUCAAAAAAUAAAACUAGAAAUCCUUAGCUUGUGGGCCCAGGCUCAACCCGGUGGAAAGCAUGUGUCCUUUGUCUGCAGAGAACUGUAAGGAUGUUUUGCAUUUUGCAGUACGGGUUACACAGCAGCUAUUGCAUCAAGAAUGGAUAUUCGUGCAACACUAGACUUCAGGGCAGAGGACAUUUUCACAGGGAAUGAACAUAACUAACAUAAUAUGAAAGGCUUCUGAGACUAAAAAUUUCCAGCAUAUGGAAGAGGUGCCCUCGGAGACAGCCUCCCAUUUUGGAUGUUUAAAGCACCUUUAUGUGGUAUUCUUUUCUUUAGUAAUGUAAACUAUAGAUAAUGAAGAUACUUUAAUUAAACUACCUUCUGGACACUGAGAGCAAAUCUCUUUUGUUUGUGUACCUGGAAAGCAGAAUGAUUUUAACAUUGUUUGGAUGAAGCCAGGAGAUUUUAACAUAGAGGAAACAGCAGCUAUAAAAAACACGGUAUUCAGGUCCUUAGUUUCUGGAAUUGGCUUUUGAAUCAAAGAAUAGGGAGGCAUUCCAAAAGAAAAAUAGGUUAGAGAUGGUAGGAAUAUGAUCCAUUCAAAGUGGAAAAAGCAAUUCUGUUACCAUUAUUUAAGUAAGGUAAAAUUAUUCCCUGGGUUGUUCAAUAUUGUCACCUAGCAGAUUUACAUUACUAUUCUGCACUGUUAUUACUGGCUUGCACUUUGUGGGUAUCCUAUGUAAAAAAAAAAAAAAUUUAUAUAUAUAUAUAUAUACAUAUAUAUAUAUUGCAUAUGACAAAAUUAGAAAUUUUGGUUAGAGCGAUUAACAUCUGAACUAUCUAAUGCAUUACCUGUUUUUGUAAGGUACUAAAUACUUAAUAACACUUAAAGGAAACCCUUUUGUGUGGUCCUUAGGCUUACAAUGUGCACUGAAUAGUUUUGUAUAAGAAUACAGAGUGGUAUUUGAAAUACGCAUGUGCUUUAUAUUUUCUAUAUUUGUAACUUUGCAUGUACUUGCUUUGUUGUAUUAAAAGUUUAUAAGUGUUUAAUAUCUGACUAAUAUUAAACAGGAGCUAAAAGGAG